AUGUUGGCUAGGAAACUUCGACUUGAGCAUGUUCUUGAACAAAUCCCAGGCAGACGUGUCCUCAUUAGAGCCGACUUCAACGUUCCUCUAAAAGACGGCAGAGUCGCUGAUGCUACCAGAAUCGUUGCAACCCUUCCAACAAUUAACAGAGUCCUUGAGCACAAUCCGAAAAGUAUAGUGUUAAUGAGCCAUUUAGGCAGACCAGAUGGCCUUGUUGAGCCAAAAUCCUCAUUAAGACCAGUAGCAGCUGAGCUGGAGCGUCAAUUAGGAAGACCUGUAACUUUUCUUCCUGACUGUGUUGGCGAUGAUGUCGUCAAAGAGUGCGCUGACCCAGCCCCAGGCACCAUCAUCUUACUUGAGAAUCUUAUUCUUUUAUAAGAACCCGCUCAUUUUUUCUCUAUAAAAAGCCUCAUUUUUAUAAAAAAAUAUUAUCUUUAAUCUAGCUAGUAAUUUUUUUGGUCUAUUAAAUAAGUAUAGAUUCCAUCCUGAAGAAGAAGGAGCAGGAAAAGAUGCCCAAGGCAACAAAGUGAAACCAUCCAAAGAAGCAGUCGAAGCUUUCAGAGACUGCUUGACAUCUCUUGGAGACAUUUUUAUCAACGACGCCUUUGGGACAGCCCACAGAGCUCACAGCUCGAUGACUGGUAUCAAGCUUCCAGUCCGUGCAGCUGGGCUCCUCAUGGGAAAAGAGCUCGAAUACUUCUCAAGAGCAUUAGAAAAUCCAGAAAGACCUCUAUUGGUAAUCAUGGGAGGUGCCAAAGUUAAAGACAAAAUCCAGCUCAUCACCAACCUCUUAAACAUCUGUGACGAAAUGAUCAUUGGAGGAGGCAUGGCUUUUACCUUCAAAAAAAGACUCGAAAACAUGGAAAUCGGAAAUUCAAUUUACGACCCUGAAGGAGCUGAAAUUGUAGAAAGCAUCAUGAAAAAAGCCCAAGAAAAAGGCGUCCAGAUCCAUUUGCCGAUUGAUUUUGUGUGUGGAGAUAAAUUCCAAGAAGGCUGCAACGUCCAAACUACAGCUGGAGCAGUCCCAGAAGGAUGGAUUGGUAUGGAUAUCGGCCCACAGUCAGCUGACCAGAUGGCAGAAGCUAUAAGAAGAGCUAAAACUGUUGUAUGGAACGGGCCUCCUGGUGUAUUUGAAAAUUCUGCUUUUAGAGCUGGCUCUACACGAUUUUUCAAUGAAAUUAUUGAAGGAACUGCUACCAGAGGACUAGUCAGUAUUGUAGGAGGUGGAGACACUGCAGCCUUUGUCCAGAGCAUGGGAGCUGAUGUAGCCAGAAUUAGCCAUAUUAGCACUGGAGGUGGAGCGUCCUUAGAACUUAUGGAAGGAAAAGAACUUCCUGGGGCGCUUUUCUUAUCAGAUGUCCAAGCUUAA
This is a messenger RNA of Blepharisma stoltei, 1369 nucleotides long. Lineage: Eukaryota; Ciliophora; Heterotrichea; Heterotrichida; Blepharismidae. The record is from the annotation of a GenBank genome assembly.